CGUCCGGCCCGUCCGGCGCCCCGGUCCGCGGGGCCGCUUGAGGCCGGGCAACCUUACCGGAACAAGACACCGUCCAGCCAUGCAAGGAGAUGAGGAGCGGCCUCCCCAGGAGGCUGACAUGGAACCUGUCGUGACGUCAGGGCCUCCGGAGUCGGUGCCCAGGGUGCUCGCCGGAGACCCCCAGAGUCUGUCUGACAUGGAAGCCUUCAACCUGCUCCUGGAGAUGAAACUGAAGAGGCGGCGUCAGCGACCCAACCUGCCACGCACCGUGACCCAGCUGGUGGCUGAGGACGGGAGCCUGGUGUACGUGGUGGGCACCGCCCACUUCAGUGACGACAGCAAGAGGGAUGUGGUGAAGACCAUCCGGGAGGUGCAGCCGGACGUGGUGGUCGUGGAGCUGUGCCAGUACCGAGUGUCCAUGCUCAAGAUGGACGAGCGGACGCUGCUGCGCGAGGCCAAGGAGGUCAGCCUGCAGAAGCUGCAGCAGGCUGUGCGGCAGAACGGACUCAUGUCCGGCCUCAUGCAGAUGCUGCUGCUGAAGGUGUCGGCCCACAUUACCGAGCAGCUGGGCGUGGCCCCCGGCGGCGAGUUCAGGGAAGCCUUUAAGGAGGCCAGCAGGGUGCCCUUCUGUAAGUUCCACCUGGGCGACCGGCCCAUCCCGGUCACCUUCCAGAGAGCCAUCGCAGCGCUGUCCUUCUGGCAGAAGGUCAAGCUGGCCUGGGGCCUGUGCUUCCUGUCAGAUCCAGUCAGCAAGGAUGACGUGGAACGCUGCAAGCAGAAGGACCUGCUGGAGCAGAUGAUGGCAGAGAUGACUGGCGAGUUCCCAGACCUGCACCGCACCAUCGUGGCAGAGCGUGACAUCUACUUGACCCACACGCUGCGGCAGGCUGCCCGGCGCCUCGAGCUGCCACGCAUCUCCGAGGCUGAGCCCAGGAAGUGUGUUCCCUCUGUGGUGGUGGGUGUCGUGGGCAUGGGCCAUGUGCCCGGCAUUGAGAAGAAUUGGCGUGCAGAUCUCAACAUCCAGGAGAUCAUGAGCAUCCCCCCGCCGUCCAUCUCCGGCAGAGUGUCCCGGCUGGCCGUGAAGGCGGCCUUUUUCGGCUUGCUGGGUUACGGCCUGUUCUGGAUGGGCCGCCGCACCAUGAGCCUGGUCCUGUCGCUGCCCGCUGCCCAGCACUGCCUCCAGAGGGCCACCUCCGCCCGGCCCAGUCAGUAAGGGCCCGACCCGAGGUCCGUGCCACCCCCCAUGGGGGUCCGGGCCAGGACAGCCCAAAUAAAGGAUGAUUUGCCUGAGUGAGCUCAGAGUUCCUGGCGCCCCCUCCCCAGGCCCCGCAGGGCCCCGCCCAGCAUCAGGACCCAGUGAGCCCCCGAGGGGGCUCGCGGCUGGGCCCGCCUCACUGUGCCUUGGGGGCUCUGGGCCUGGGCUGGCGCAAGUGGGAGAUCCGCACACUGCAAUGUGGCUUUUAAAUGUCUGAAUGUUCACUCAGGUAACUGUAAACUCAGCCGAAGCAGGUGCCAGGGCCAAGCUUUAACCUGGGGGACAGCCUCGUUCUUGGGCUUGCAUUCCUGUGGGCGAGUAUGCAGCCCAAAGGCCGCUUGAGGCCGGGGUGGCCCCGGGCGGCCGAGGCUACCUCUCCGGCCCAGCCUGUGCAGGCAGAAGGGGCUGGGCCUGCUUCCGGAGCCCCCAUGGGGCCGCCCUGAGCCAGCACCCACUGGGCCCCUGAUCAGGUGUGGCCUGUGUCAACCCUCAAUCCCAGCAGGUGAAUCCCAUCCGAGCCGUGUCUGCGCCUCAGAAACCAAUAAAUUCUAGUUUUGGAA
Molecule: messenger RNA, 1815 nt
Organism: Ochotona curzoniae (black-lipped pika)
Lineage: Eukaryota; Metazoa; Chordata; Mammalia; Lagomorpha; Ochotonidae
Gene: TRABD
Product: TraB domain containing
Exons: 10
Coding region: 80-1213 (377 amino acids)
Source: RefSeq, a predicted model, not a curated record